Molecule: messenger RNA, 1429 nt
Organism: Scatophagus argus
Lineage: Eukaryota; Metazoa; Chordata; Actinopteri; Scatophagidae
Gene: gata1b
Product: GATA binding protein 1b
Exons: 5
Coding region: 465-1382 (305 amino acids)
Biological process (GO): negative regulation of transcription by RNA polymerase II; cell fate commitment; positive regulation of transcription by RNA polymerase II
Molecular function (GO): RNA polymerase II cis-regulatory region sequence-specific DNA binding; DNA-binding transcription factor activity, RNA polymerase II-specific; zinc ion binding
Source: RefSeq, a predicted model, not a curated record
UCAGAGCAGACAGACGGGCUGAGCAGCUCGCAGCGUCAGCAUCGCUUUGACUUUUCCUCUGAAGGAACGAAACUUUCUCAGGUUGGUUUCAUCUCUUCUGCCUUUUAUUUAUUUAAUCCACGUGUGUUUCUGCUAACAGAGUACAUGUGGUGUGUGACGAGCACUGAAGGAAUACAACACUGAGGUACUUGUACUUAUUAGUUACUUACUCUCAGUGCAAAAUUCUGUACUGUACUGCAUCACCUGUCAGCUGGAGUACUUUUCUGUUUUUAUACACCAACAUGUGAUCUAUUUAUAAAAUAUUCAUCAGUAAAACCACACAGAUGAUAAAAUCAGCUCCACCUCGACGGCAGGAAUCAGAAAUCAAUAAAUCAACAAUAAAUAGGAAAUCAAUGGAACACUUUGACUGUUGAGUAUGAUCUGCUGAUGAUACUUGUACUGCGUGUAUUUUUGUCUUUUAAUACAUGAACACAGUGUUUGUUUUUACUCAGACAGGAGCUCUGCUCUCCCUCCUCUCAGACACAGUGCUGAUGUCAGACUAUUUGCAGCCAGCUGAUUGGUCCUCUGCUGCUAUGACAACAUCAGGAUUCAACACGAAGGUUAGCCCCGCCCCCUUCCACACCUUCCUCCAAUCACUGAACGUGUCACAUGAGGCCGAGCGCUGUACCGCUGCCACUCACCAGUUUGUAAAUUCUUGUCAGCGGUUGGACGACUCCAGCUGUCAGUCACUGAGCUCCGCCCACACCCCACCUCUCAAUUCCACAUCCUUACAUGGUGAUCCAGCUCUGACCCGGCCCCCCACCUGCCUCCCCUCCUUAAUGCUUGGAUGGAAUAGUUACCAUGGCAAUCUUGCCUUCCUCUCCUCCUCCUCCUCUCAGGCGUGGGGCAGCCUCCCAGAGGAGCGACAGUGUGUGAGCUGUGGGUCCAGCAGCGCCCCCCUGUGGACGAGACACACCACAGGUGGUCACCUGUGUAACACCUGCAGCCUCCAACAGAAAACCAACAACAGACCACUGCUGAGGCCGAAGAGGAGAGCUACUGCGACUCAGAGAUCUGGAACUCAGUGUGUGAACUGUUCAACUGCAACCACGACACUGUGGAGGAGAAACCCUGCUGGAGAGCCAGUGUGCAACGCCUGUGGACUCUACUACAGACUGCACCAGGUCAACAGGCCGUUGGCGAUGAAGAAAGACGGAAUCCAAACCAGAAACCGCAGAGUGACCAAUAGGACCAAGCGGGGGGCAGAAAAUCUGACCAAUCAGAGACACAGCUGUCCCGUAGGGUCCCGCCCACAGGAGGCCAUGUUUGAGACCUCGGCACCUUCUCCUCUCUGCUGGAUGAGAAGCCAAGCUGUGAAACAUUUUGGUUUUAAAACCUGUUGAAUCUUCCAACAUGUGAACUGAUUCUUUGAUUAAAAUACGUUUCGUCA